AUGAGAGUUCCUGCACUCGUUGGUGCUGUGUUGGCGCAUGUCAUAAUCGGGUCAGCCAGCCCAGUGGCUUCUGCUGCAGUUCAGCGCGAUAACCAGAAGCAUGACCUAGCUUCAAUCUUCUCCCUAGCUGCCGUUGACCCUUCCGUCGAGGACAACGGGCUAUUAUCGAAUGCCGUCGGUGCUAUUCUAAAUGGAGUCACAGGGGGUAAACAUCGGAGCGACGACCAAACAGUCGAGGAAGCGUGGGAAACGAUUCAGGUUGCAGUCGACGGGAAGACCAACUUGCUCGACAUCGUGGUCAGCCUCGCACUAGCACUUCCAGGCGACAUCUUGAACCUUCUGAACGGGUACCUCGAUUUCGAGCUGAACUCCGUUGACAACAAGAACGCCCCUCUGACGAAAACGAGUAUUUACCCAUCCAAAGCCGAGGGAGACGCGCCUUAUUCUGUCAGCGAGGAAGAUCUCAGGACGGCGAUAUAUAUACCAGAGACGUUCCAGUACGGAAAGAAUGGAAAGAAGCCGGUGAUCCUCGUGCCGGGAACUGCAGUUCCUGGGGGCCUGACCUGGUAUUACAGCUUUGGCAAGCUGGCAGAUGCCGUGCCCGAAGCGGACGUGGUCUGGCUCAACAUACCGGGGGCUUCUUUGGCAGAUGUCCAGGUUAACGCCGAGUACGUUGCAUAUGCAAUCAACUACAUCUCUGCAGUCUCCGACACCAACGUUGCUGUCCUCUCGUGGUCCCAGGGUGGCCUGAAUAUCCAGUGGUCGUUCAAGUACUGGCCAUCAACGAGAGAUGUGGUUGAUGAUUUCAUCGCCAUCAGCCCCGAUUUCCGCGGUACAGUGGUUGCGGAUGCGGCGUGCCCGCUACUCUCCGGCAUUUAUUGCACACCCGCGCUCUUCCAGCAGAGAUACGAGACGACAUUCAUCGAGGUCCUAAGAGCAGACGGAGGAGACUCGGCAUAUGUCCCCACGACCACUCUUUACUCCUCCUUCGACGAAAUUGUGCAGCCGCAGAGUGGCGAGAACGCUUCUGCGAUACUAAAUGAUGCUCGGGGAGUCGGCGUGACUAACAACCACGCGCAGACCGUCUGUGCUGGGCAGCCUGGCGGCGGUGUAUACCUGCACGAAGGAAUGUUGUAUAACCCCCUAUCAUGGGCCCUGGCCGCGGAUGCUCUCCGCCACGAUGGACCUGGAGAUGUCUCCCGGAUUGACACUGAGAGGGUGUGUGCGGAUAUAAUCGCACCGCAGCUCGGUGUGGAUGAUUUGCUGGGAUCGGAAGGGCUUCUGCUGGUCGCCGUCGCAGAACAAAUGGUGUUCGAUCAGAAACCAUUCAAAGAGGGUCCGAUCGCAAGCUACGCUCAUGAUCAAUGA
Molecule: messenger RNA, 1368 nt
Organism: Aspergillus mulundensis
Lineage: Eukaryota; Fungi; Ascomycota; Eurotiomycetes; Eurotiales; Aspergillaceae
Product: putative lipase
Exons: 1
Coding region: 1-1368 (455 amino acids)
Source: RefSeq, a predicted model, not a curated record